Messenger RNA from Coregonus sp. 'balchen', 9841 nucleotides. NCBI's taxonomy places the organism in Eukaryota, Metazoa, Chordata, Actinopteri, Salmoniformes, Salmonidae. The record is from the annotation of a GenBank genome assembly.
AUGGUUCAGGUGCUCAUAAUAAACACACUAUAACAACUGUUCUAAGAUCAGCCUAUAAGGGUGGUUGGAGAGUAGGGUACCCAAAAGGCAAAAUUUGGCAUGGGACAUCAUAAUAACGUGAUUUUCUGGUUGAUGCAGCUAGUAUACAAAACAUUAGGAACACCUUCCUAAACCCUCAGAACAGCCUCAAUUCGUUGAGGUAUGGACUCUACAAUUGUUUUUUAAAUGAAAGCAUUCCACAGUUGUGUCAAGUUGGCUGGAUGUUCUUUGGGUAGUGGACCAUUGUUGCUACACACGGGAAACUGUUGAGCGUGAAAAACCCAGGAGCAUUGCAGUUCUUGACCCAAACCGGUGUGCCUGGCACCUACUACCAUACCCCGUUCCAAGGCACUUAAAUCUUUUGUCUUGCCCAUUCACCCUCUGAAUGGCACACAUAUACAAUCCAUGUCUCAAUUGUCUCAAUGCUUAGAAAUCCGUCUUUAACCUGUCUCCUCCACUACACUGACUGAAGUGAAUUUAACAAGUGACAUCAAUAAGGGAUCAUAGCUGCCAUGGAAAGAGCAGGUGUUCUUAAUGUUUUGUAUACUCAGUGUACCUCUACCGGAUGGAAACUACAAGUGUAAUGGCUGUUCUCAAUGCAAUGGCACUUACAAUUGUAGAUCCUUCAAACACCCCCAAACAGGGAAACAGAUCCUAAUCAAAGGUGUUAUCAUGUGCUCCACUAAGGCAGUUAUUUAUCUUAUAACUUGUCCUUGUGGUAAGAAUUAUGUGGGUAAAACGAAGCGCAAAUUAAAAGUACGAAUCUCGGAGCAUCGUAGCACCAUUAGGUGCAAAAACUCAACGUACCCAGUUGCGGCCCACAUUUUGGAAGCGAACCACUCGAUUUCGUCCCUACGUUAUAUCGGCAUCGAACACUUCCCCCUCCCUAGGAGAGGGGGUGACCUCGACAAUUUAUUGUUAAAAUGAGAGGCUGCCUGGAUCUUUAAUUUAAAGACCCUUGCUCCCUUCGGUCUCAACGUAGACUUUGAUCUGAAGCAAGCAAGCAAGUUUAUUUAUAUAGCACAAUUCAUACAUCGAAGCAAUUCAAUGUGCUUUACAAAGAUGUUUAUCAAAAAUAAUGAAAACAUCAUAAUAAUAAAAAUACAAUAAAAAAAUAAAAAUAAAAAAUAAAAAUGGGAUAAAAACAUAGGAAGCUAUGAGGCUAAACAGUGUGGUUAAGUUUAAGUGCUCAGUCGUAGGCACGUGAAAAGAGAAGUGUUUUUAACCUGGAUUUAAAAAUGGAUACGUUUGGGGCACAUCUAAGAUCUUCUGGUAGUUUAUUCCAGUUGUGUACAGCAUCAGUGCUAAACACAGCUUCUCCAUGUUUAGUUUGGGCUCUGGGCUCUACUAGCUGACCUGUGUUCAUGGAUCUAAGAGCCCUGCUCGGUUUAUAUUCUUCAAACAUAUCAGACAUGUACUCAGGUCCUAAACCAUUCAAAGAUUUAUAAACUAAAAGCACAGUGACACAGAGAGUCUAUUGAGCUGUUGUCAUAUGGUUCGAGAGCCAUAUAUAUUUGAGUAUCAUCAGCAUAGCUGUGGUAGUUAAUGUUGUUGUUCUGUAAAAUUUGGCCCAGAGGUAGCAUAUAGAGAUUAAACAGAAUCGGUCCGAGAACUGAUCCCUGUGGAACUCCGCAUGUCAUAGCCACCCUAUCAGAUUCAUGAUUACCAAUGGUGACAAAGUAACUCCGGCCAUCUAGAUAAGAUCUAAACCAAUCAAGGACUGUCCCGGAGAGUCCUACCCACUUUUCCAGCCUAUCUAUAAGUGUUCCAUGAUCGACAGUGUCAAAUGCUGCACUGAGAUCUAAUAGAACCAGAACUGUUACUAUCAGAAUCAGUAUUCAGCCGUAUAUCAUUUAAAACUUUAAUAAGGGCCGUUUCAGUACUGUGGUGAGGUCGGAAACCUGACUGAAAUUUGUCUAAGAGACCGCAUGAGGUCACAAAAUUGCUGAGUUGAUUGAAGACAACCUUCUCAAUGAUCUUGGCUAUAAAAGGGAUAUUUGAUACAGGUCUAUAGUUGUUCAUUAUAGAUGCAUACAGUGUUCUCUUUUUAAUAGAGGCUUAAUGGCAGCUGUUUUUAGAGACGUUGGGAAAAUGCCUGAUUGCAGAGAGCUAUUAACUAUUUGCUGUAAGUCCAUUGUUAUAGAGUUAAAAAUUGUUUAAAAAAAUGUCUGAUGGCAGUGUGUCGAGACAGCAAGUGGAAGCUUUAAGAUGUUGAACUGUUUCUUCUAGGGAUUAUUGAUCAAUUGUAUUAAAAUGUGUUCUUGAGUGUGUGUGCGCUCUUUCACAUGUUGAGUGAGAUCAAAAGUGUCAAGUAGUGCAAAAAGUUAUUUGGCAUUAUGAUAUAGAAAUUAAAAUAUAUACAGGUUAAAAGUUAUGACUAAAUGUUCCACCCUUAAAUAUAGUUGUGAAAUGUUCUUGUUUUAAGUAUGAUUAGUACUUUCUUAGUAGUGACUAAUUAUUACACUCCGAAACUGUGUGAGAUGUGUUAGAAUAUACUACCUGGUAAUGUGUGAGUGUAGGACCAGUAAAGAUUAUGACAUUGUGCUACUAUUUAGCAAUGUGAGUAAGAGUUAGGCCAGACAACAAAGGACAGGGAGAACUGUCUACAGGCAACUGAGAAACCAAGAUAACUGAGGAAUUUAGGGAGGAGAAAAACUGUUAGGCUUGGAAGAGUGUGUGUGUGUGUGUGUGUGUGUGUGUGUGUGUGUGUGUGUGUGUGUGUGUGUGGUGUGUGUGUGUGUGUGUGUGUGUGUACUGAUGGUCAGGAGAGCAGUUUUAAAGUGGAAAACUACAGCCCGCCUACAGAGAGGAGGGAUUUUCGUAUGACGUGUGCAAAUAAGAAUAUUGUAUGACCAUUUUGUGGCAGAAUUCUCAAUGAAUAAAUCUCUGACUAUGCAGACCGGGACUCUGUCCGUUUCUUGAUUUUGGGAGACGCACAGAGACACUGAAAUAGUUUGUUAAAUAAUUCACAUAACAGCUUGGUCCUUCUGAGCCGGAAUCCAAUACCUGCCUCUGUCAUUCCAGGUAACUCUGAAAACUGUCGACGGGCGAUUGAUACAUUCGUAAAUAGAAAGUCCUGCCCUUUGACAUUAAGGGUUAAGACAGGCCAGAGGACACCUGAUUAAUGACAGAGACGGUGACGGAAUCCAAACCUACAUUGAAUCUCGGCUGCAAGGAUAAGGUCAGUAGUCUUUAUUCAUUACUUGGUGAAAUUGAUUUGAGAACUUGCUAAAAUAUAGACUGAGGGUAACGUCAUAAUUUAAAGUAGCAAAUUGAUCAAUGCGUAGCCAUUUUAAGGUAGGCAAUUUUAGGUUGUAGCCGGUAGCCGAUUUAAGGUUGUAGCCAAUUUAAGGUUGGUGGGUCCGUAACGAUUCACGGUAAUAGGCCAUUAUCAAAAGAAACUACCUGUAUUCAGAGAACCUGUAGUAGAUUAUAGAACAGUAAUGUUCAACAAAUAAUCCGGGUUGGGGAAAUACAGUGAAAGUAAUGUGUGAAGAGAAGGUUAAGAUAGAGUAGGUAUGCUCAUCUCGUACGGGUGAAUGGUUAGCUUGAGCGGCUGUGAGUCAUUCAGUGAUUCAUUUAAGCACGAGUGGCUGCUUAUCUGUGUGGGUGAUCAGACAACAAAAAUAAAUCCUGUAAAUAAUAGCCUUUUCUUUGUGGAGAAAGUGUAAGGAAAGGGACUAUAUUUAAGGUCGUUUGAAGCUUCUAAAAGCUGGUGGAGAAAGGGCUUGCCCAAUCUCGCAUUAGGAAAGAGAAUAAUUAAUGUUAUGUGGAUAUACAUUUACCAACUGAGUGGAAAAUUCACAUUACUAGGAGGGGUAUGAGGAAUCCUGUUGGAGGAACAGGUCACGUGUACCGGUGUGAUCAUAUGACGUCUAUGCAUUGUAUUUUGGUCAAUCUUUCAGGGUGUGUUUUGGACAUUAUAUUUGGAAACUUUAGAGGUGAUGUAGGAUUGUAAUAAAAUUGACUACAGUAAAAUAAUAACUGGGAUAGGGUUAACAUUCCAAAUUUGGACCCUUUGAUAGAAUAAAAUAUUCCUGUACGUUGUACAAAUAGUAAUUAAGCGCGUUUGAGAACAACAUUGUGUGAAUGUGGAAUGAGAGUGGUAUAAUGGUAUAAAUGAGUCGCACUCUGAAGUUUGAAUGAUGAGAUAUAGAGGUGUGUAUGACAAUUGUAUAUAAGUUUGAAUAAUAAGCUUUUCAUGUAAUGAUAUCUUGGAGUUUCGUACAACACUGCCUGUCAAUAGAAUACAAGAUUUAUGGAGUCCAGGGAUAGAAUAAAUCUCCAUUAUGUGACCAGGUGGAGGGAGAGGUACAGUGGGGGAAAAAAGUAUUUAGUCAGCCACCAAUUGUGCAAGUUCUCCCACUUAAAAAGAUGAGAGAGGCCUGUAAUUUUCAUCAUAGGUACACGUCAACUAUGACAGACAAAAUGAGGAAAAAUAAUCCAGAAAAUCACAUUGUAGGAUUUUUAAUGAAUUUAUUUGCAAAUUAUGGUGGAAAAUAAGUAUAAGGCCACUCAAUAACAAAAUUUUCUCAAUACUUUGUUAUAUACCCUUUGUUGGCAAUGACACAGGUCAAACGUUUUCUGUAAUUCUUCACAAGGUUUUCACACACUGUUGCUGGUAUUUUGGCCCAUUCCUCCAUGCAGAUCUCCUCUAGAGCAGUGAUGUUUUGGGGCUGUCGCUGGGCAACACAGACUUUCAACUCCCUCCAAAGAUUUUCUAUGGGGUUGAGAUCUGGAGACUGGCUAGGCCACUCCAGGACCUUGAAAUGCUUCUUACGAAGCCACUCCUUCGUUGCCCGGGCAACGAAGGAGUGACGUUGUGUCUGUUGCCUCACACAGACACAACGUCACCUCAACAUCUGUCUCUCAUCAUGGCAUGUACAGACUCUAAGUCCCAAAUGGCACUCCCUUUGACCAACGCAUAUAGACCCAUGGGGCUCUGGUCAAAGGGAGUGUAGUAUGUAGGGAUUAGGGUGCCAUUUGGGACUGUCUUAAAGAAUGUCACUGUCAUAAACAUCCAACCUGUAUUGACUCACUGUUGCCGUAGCUAAACCUGCAUUGACUCACUGUGGCCGUAGCUAAACCUGUAUUGACUCACUGUGGCCGUAGCUAAACCUGCAUUGACUCACUGUGGCCGUAGCUAAACCUGCAUUGACUCACUGUGGCUGUAGUUGCUAACAGGGUGUAGUAACAUCAGUCAGUGGUGUGUUUUCUGUUCUCUUCAGAUAAACAGAGAGCUCUGGUGGUGUUGAACAAACCAGUCUGGCAGCAGCGGUACAGUACAAAUUACAGGCCUCUCUCAUCUUUUUAAGUGGGAGAACUUGCACAAUUGGUGGCUGACUAAAUACUUUUUUUCCCCACUGUAUGGUUUUGAGGGACGUCUGGACGCAGACAAACUCGAAUCCAUGGUAAAACAGAUGCAGAAGGUGUGUAAAGGUAUGAGUCAGGAGAUGAGAGAGUAGGAGGGGGCCAGUACCCACUGAUAGCCUUACCUUAUCUAUUGGCAGGGAAUGAAGGGGCCCCAGCAACCUUAGAUGUAUACAGUAAUAAUAAUAAUAAUAUGCCAUUUAGCAGACAUGCCAUGAACACAGAGGACGUGGCCAGAGCGGUAGAAGGAAUGACCCACCCCAAAACAGGAAUAGUAAGGUUUGGGCUGCCGUUAGAGGGCAGUGGGUUUCAGGGGAUGCCCAGAGGGCACUUUUGCCAUGGGCCGAUCACGGAGAGUAUGUUGGGAAAAUAACUGAAUUGUGUAAUAGCCUCAGAGAACAUUACCAUCGUCAUGCAGACUUCUCUAAAGCACAUGAGUGUAAACAAGAGGAUAGUGAGACUGUCAGCCAGUACUUAGAGAGAGUUAAAGAUGUGUUUAACGCAAACAGUGGCAUACCCGAGCCAGACCAGAGACAGGGGAAUGAUACGCCCUACCAUCAGCAAUUAAAAAUAUAGCGUUCCUCAGUGGAAUGAGACCACAGAUAAGCAGGACCAUUACAAAUAUUUUGAUAGGGUGGAGAAUGGCACAGCAACACUGAUUGAGGUGAAAAAAAGAUGCAGUUUACCAAGAGCAGAUUGGGAGAGAAAAAGAGGAGUAAGAGAGACCUUAAGGGAGUGCCAACUCUCGGGGAGAUAGUGAGGCCAGAAACAAAGGGGCAGUGUCCUGGAAAUCACAGUCUGUUUUUUUUUUUUUCAGUUCUGCUGGGAGUAUAUUUGAUGGUGGGGAUUUGUGUUGAAUGAGAGGCUAGAGACUUCAUAAAAUAAUAAUUGGAAUAAUAAUUAUAUAUUAACUUGCUCACCCAAACGUAGACAUACGUCAUGGGUGAGACAUAAUUAAUAUAAUAUUGUACAAAGCCAAUUUAGGGUUUCCAUUAAGGAACGUCAAUCACUACAUUGGAUAUUAAUACUAUGGAGAUAAAUUCAAUAUAUUCUGGUCAACUACGGCAUGUGUUAUUUGUAGCCUACUUAGAAAGGACAGUUACCUACAGUAUAUCUGCUGUAUUCUAAACAAUGACAGAUUGGGGGUUUCAUAAGAGGUGGCUAUAAUUUUAGUUGAUAACAGAGUUAAUUAGAUUUGAGAAAUGUUGAAAAGUAAUGUUAGAUGGAAAGUCAGCAACAGAGGAUAGAGAUUGUACAGGGUUUCCUGUGUGAAAAAAAUAAUAGAAAUUGGGUGAUGAGAAAUGUUGAAUUGCAUUGUUUAAGCAAGAAUGCUAUUAAAUUCAUGCUUUCUAGUUAUGUGUAUGCAAAUAUGUUAUUCGUUUUUGGUGGUGUGUGGAUAGAAUUUACUAAUGCCAGGAUUUAGUAAACGAAGCAGAGAGAUGUAGUGAGAGCAGUGGAAGGGAUACCCCACCCUAAGACGGGGGUACACCAGUUCAGAAGAGAUAUGGAAGGGCUGACCGCCAGCUUCAAGCUGAAUACAGGGGAACUAGAGAGGGCAGUCAGACAUAGUGUUGAAGGACUGGGCGGCAGUAAGGGGAAACUGGGUUCCCGGGGAUGGGAAUGCACAGGUCCUAGAGUGGGCAGAAGGAGGGGAGAUAAAUUGGCACAACUCUGUGAUAAUCUGAGAGAAUAUUAUCACAGACAUGCCGACUUCUCCAAAGUCCAUGAGUGUAAACAGGGAGACAGUGAGACUAUUAGUCAAUACCUAGGAGAGAAGAGAGGUUACGGUAGCAAAGACAGACAAGAAGGAAACGGUAAUAGUGGAGACAGGAGUGAGUGGAAGUGUUACAAUUGUGACAAAACGGGACAUUUUGCUAGAGAAUGUGAGGAACCGUGUAGUUACUGUGCAAGGAAAGGGCACCAGUUAAGAAACUGUAGGCAGAAGGGGAAGAGAGAAAUCAGGAGUCCUCAUGACCUGGCUAUUUUGGUUUGUUGUUUUUUAAUUGGGGUUUUCAAAUUAAAAACAACACACCUAGUAUGCUGUUUAAACAGCCUUGUUAUUUAGAUUUUAGGGGGUUUUCAACAGGUCAAAGGUGAUAAGUCUUAAAGGAGCACACACAGUGAAUUUUAUGGAGUUUUUCGGUUUUGACUGAGUUUAAGGUAUGCAUGAUUUCUUAUGAGAAUAAAUGUCAUGAGGACUUAAUGAACACUUGGGAUAAGUAACAUUUAUGAAAUAUUUUGAAUCAUGGUAAUGUUUAGUAUACUAUGGGAUGGAACAGUUCGUUGAAUGAUUUCAAUUGCCUCUGAACUCUGUUUUGACUUUCUGGUGUUAAUUAGUCAUCCACACUGGUAAUUCUAAAGGCAUGAGAGGAGGACUUUAAGAUAGUUUAUUUUACCAAGUUGAGGGUAAUUUAUAGUACUGUGAAAAGUGUGAAGAAGAUUAUAAUUUGUAAUAAUAUAUAUGAUUUGAACCAUAAAAUAACAGAAGAGAGAGAGAGCUUUCCCUGAAUGAGGGAUACCUGUUGCUAGUCAAUUGUACAAAUCUUGGAUUACUUUUACGGGAUAGAAGUAAGUUGAGGUAUUAUCAAAUGUUGUAAUUUAAAUUUCAUUUUUAUUAUGCUUUAAUAAACAACAAGUUGGUAUUUGAAACUACAUUAAUGGAAUGAGCUCCAGUAAUCAGAGGAAGGCACAAUCUAAUACGAAACAGCUAUUACCUAGAUCAUUGAUUUAGUAAUGAGAUCAGGAAGAUAGUACUAAUAGGAAGCUGGAUAGGAGAAUUUAGGAUAGGGACUAGCUGUCCAGAAAUAGAUGAAGGAUGAUAAAUUACCAAUAUUACCUACGUGAUUGUUUAGGUAGGUGGUAAUAUUGACACAUGGGCAGUGACAUGUGUCAAGAGGGGGGAUGAUGGUAGAUGGUAGGAUUAAAGAUCAAUAGUCGAAGGAGAGGACUAAAUACUUUUUUUUAAUUAAUAUUUUUAGAUACAGUCUAGAAAGAGAAUACUAAUGUGAACUGUAUGAUUAGAGAGGGGUUAAGGAAAACACACAGGAGAGCAGGAAGAAAUGGGGUACAAUGUAUACCGAUAGUAUUAACUACAAUCAGGAGAACUCCAUAUAAAGAUGGGUUAUUGCCAUUGGAGAAGGGAUUUGGUAGACCAUACAGAAUGCCCGAGUUAGGAGGACCGGAGCAGGCAGAAAUAGAAAUUGAGAGCACCCUAGCAGAACACGUGAGAAGGUAGUUUAUUAACCACACCUGUAUGUCAGAGGUUUUGUGCCCCACAGGUGAACUAAAGGAGAAGGUGACACACUCUUUCUAACCAGGUGACUGGGUGUGGAUCCAAUCCUUAAAGAAGAAAAACUGGAAGCAGCCCCGUUGGUAAGGUCCAUAUCAGGUCCUGUUGGUGAUGGCCUUCGCUGUAAGAAUUGCGGAAAGAUCCACCUGGGUGCAUGUCACACACUGUAAAAAGGUAAACCCAGCUACACCUGACGAACAAACACAGAGUUAGGAGAAAGAACCGAUCACCACUAGGGCUCGGGGGUUGGCUCCUUAACGAAGAUUCCCUUACCCUGUCUGAUCAUCCCUGUGUGAGUUCAAUAGAAGGUAAAGCAAUGGGUUGGCCUCUGGCGUCUGACAUGUUCUCAGGGCGAGGGUGGGGAUUCACAGGUCUCCUGAUGGUAGGUAGCUGUCUGACGUGUGUCUGUUUAGGAGUCCCAGCGACAGAGACGGCAUGGCAGAAGAGGCGAAGAGACUAGCAGGCUACGCUGCGGUGGAUAACCAUGUUCAGAACAACCAGGUAGUUGGAGUGGGCAGUGGAUCCACCAUCGUGUAUGCUGUAGACAGACUAGCGGAGAGAGUUCGUCAGGAGAAGCUCAACAUAGUGUGUGUCCCCACCUCCUUCCAGGCUCGUCAGUUGAUUCUGCAGCGUGGUCUGACCCUGUCUGAUCUGGAUAGAAACCCAGAGCUGGACGUGGCCAUUGACGGGGCAGACGAGGUGGAUGCAGCUCUCACACUCAUCAAAGGAGGAGGAGGCUGUCUGACUCAGGAGAAGAUCGUAGCCGGCUGCGCCAAACACUUCAUCGUCAUCGCUGACUUUAAGAAGGACUCCUUGGCCCUGGGCCAGCAGUGGAAGAAGGGUGUUCCUAUAGAAGUGAUCCCUAUGGCCUACAUCCCUGUAUCCAGGGCUAUAGCCAAGCGGUUCGGAGGGGAGGCAGUGCUCCGCAUGGCCAUCAGUAAAGCUGGUCCGGUGGUAACAGACAACAGUAACUUCCUUCUGGACUGGAAGUUUGAACACACUCACAACUGGAAGGAGGUUAAUACAGCUAUAAAGAUGAUACCAGGUGUGGUAGAGACAGGUCUGUUUGUGGGGAUGACAGAGAGGGUGUACUUUGGGAUGGAGGAUGGUAGUGUUCGUAUCAGAGACCCCCCAGUCAACUGA